AUGCUCAAGAUACAGACCGCCGCCGUGCCGCCAAGUAUCCACUCUUCGCGCACUAUCCACGACCCCUCCGGCGACUCUCCGUCCGCGUCCGCGCGCAUCACGCCUGCCUCCGUUCAAGCCUCCGAUCAACACUCUUCCUCGACUCGGGCUGAUCCCGCCUGGGGCGUCAUGAACGGCAUCGUCGGUACCGCCCCCAUGGGGACCAUGUACGUUCGCGCCCUUUACGACUACGAGGCCGACGACCGCACCAGUCUCAGUUUCCACGAAGGCGAUGUCAUCCAGGUCAUCACCCAGCUCGAGAGCGGCUGGUGGGAUGGUGUCAUCAACGGCGUUCGAGGCUGGUUUCCUAGCAACUACUGUCAGAUUAUCACGAGCCCAGACGACCUGCCCGACGCCGCCCAUAAUGGCGCUCUCGAGAACGUUGAGGAUGACGCCGAGGACGCUGAAAUUUACGACGACAACUACGAACAAGACGACGACUCUGAACAGGAUAUGCCCGUAGGCCUUCCGCUCGAGGGCACUGAUGGAGGCGACAGCUCGAGAGCCGACUUCUGGAUUCCGCAGGCCACACCCGAUGGCCGUCUAUUCUACUACAACAUGAUGACGGGUGAUCGCAGCAUGGAACUGCCCCUCGAGUCCCCUGUUUCCGCAAACGAGACCGGCCCGCGAGACCGAAUGAAUGUUAACAUCCCUGAUAAGACGAGGCCGCCCCCUGAGAUGAUGGCGCGCGGUUUAACUCAGGACGAAGACGACGAGUCGCUGACUUCAGCGUCUGAAGCCGAAGGCGACUCCUCAAGACUUCACCGGAAUCGUGCCUCCUUCGGUGCUCUGUCGCCUUCAACAUCUAUGGACUCUAUCAAUGGCGCAUCACCUAUUGGCCGCCCAAGAAAUGGCACGCCGAACCAUCUUACCGCCGGCCAGGUUCCAAACAUAGCUUCAGCUACCUCGUUCACUAGCACUACCUAUAAUCUUCCGACAACAGCCACCGUUCCUCGCUCAUUCUUCGAUGACGGAUCUACACCUUCGCUCAGCUGGACUCUUCUUGUUUCCAACAUGAGGCGUGCCAUCGACCGGUAUCGCGAGGCCAUCACCAACAAUAAUCGCUCAGAAUAUGUAGCACGAGCCGAGGAUAUCUCCGAUCACCUACGACUACUCCUAGCCGCUGGCUCUGGAACCACCGACAAUCACUCCGGCCAGCCAUCCAUCAUCUCAACAAAUAAGGCCCUCUACCCUCACUUCCGGGACAUGAUGUCCAAGUUCUCGAAGCUCGUUAUCUCUUCCCAUAUUGCUGCCGCCGACUGGCCCAAUGCCGAGUCCAUCCAGAAAUGUCUACAGGAAGCUGACGGUGUCCUUCUGGGUGUGUUCAGUUACGUGGAAGUCGCUCGUCAACAACGCGGCGAGGAGAUUCCCCGUCUCUUCCCUGGUUUUGUCAUUGGCAGUACAACUGGUGGCAGCUGGCAAAACAACGGGCUGGGCCCUCGAGAUGAGAUAACCGCCAACUUCCUCGAAGACGACGAGGGCGUUGUAGAGCCAACAGCUAUACUGGACAACAAGCUGCUAGAACGACUCGAUGAACAGAAGCGCAUUCUGGUAUCCAGCAUCCGCGAACUCGACAAGAGCCUCGUUGUGCCUGAAAAGAUCAUCACCCCCUACAGACACGAAGUGAUUGGGAACAACGUCUGUUUCGCAGGUGGCAGAGUCCUAGAGACUUUUAGGCAAUGGGUUGCCAUGAUUGAGUCCAUCGAUCUGUCAUCCUUGGGGAACAGCUUCCAGACACCUCAACUAUCUGAUUUUGGCACCCAUAAGCAGAGCCUCUACGACAACAUUUCUGACCUUAUUUUGGGAUGCCAGGCCGUUGCCGGUCCCCUGGCCGAUGAAUGGACUGAGGUUCGAGGUGAAGCGAUGGAGAACCGCCUGGAAUAUGUUCGCCAAUGCGCGAGAGCGCUGGAGACCAACUCUUCACAUAUCGGAUUCUCUCUACAACUUCUAUCUGAACAAGUUCAGAUUAAUAUGCAACAGCAUCAAAUGGACCAACGGCCUCAUGAGGAACCUUUCACCCGGGCACCUCUACAAAGAGGUGAGACGAUGCCAUACGACCGCCCACACCAACGAACAGAGUCAAGGACUGCUCCAGUGAGACCAGCACUAGUUUCAUCGCAGUCCUUCACCGAAGGAGAUCCUGCGCCAGGCAACUUCCGCAAGGGCGACUACUCAAAGGUCAAGAAGAUCUUUGGCGAAGAUCCUUCACCCCAAGUUCCAGUGACGGAGGAUACACCGGAGUUCUUGCUCCUCGACUUCGAGCAUGAAGUAUCUUGGGAUGCAAAGACCUCGCCGCCUACUGUCAAGGGAGGCUCUCUGCUUGCCCUUGUUGAGCAACUCACCCGUCAUGACAAGCUUGACUCAAACUUUAACAACACCUUCCUCCUCACCUACCGCUCUUUCACCUCUGCUCGAGAGCUUUUCGAGCUCCUCGUAAAACGAUUUGGAAUCCAACCACCCGAAGGCCUGACACAAGCGGACUACGAGAUGUGGAGAGACCGAAAGCAGAAACUCAUCCGUUUCAGAGUGGUCAAUAUCCUCAAGAGUUGGUUCGACAACUUCUGGAUGGAAGAAUACAACGAGGAGUCUAAACAGCUUAUCCGGGACGUUUACACCUUUGCAAAGGACACAGUCAAAUCAACCGAGACCCCUGGAUCGGCCCCGCUGAUGGCAGUCUUGGACCAGAGAUUGAGCGGCAAGGAGGCUGGAGCUCGGAGGAUGAUCCAGACGGUGAACCAAAACACCCCCACUCCAAUCAUGCCAAAGAACAUGAAGAAGCUCAAGUUCCUGGAUAUCGAUGUGGUGGAAUUCGCCCGACAGCUUACAAUAGUCGAAUCACGACUCUACGGCAAGAUCAAGGCCACUGAGUGCUUGAACAAGACCUGGCAAAAGAAGAUCGGCGAAGGCGAACCUGAUUUGGCACCCAAUGUCAAAGCCCUCAUCCUUCACUCGAACCAGAUGACCAACUGGGUUGCCGAGAUGAUCCUAGCACAGAUGGACGUCAAGAAGCGAGUGGUUGUUAUCAAGCACUUCGUGUCUGUUGCCGAUCGUUGCCGUGCGCUCAACAACUUCUCCACACUAACCUCCAUUAUCUCGGCCCUGGGUACCGCACCCAUUGCUCGUCUCAAGCGUACAUGGGAUCAAGUGCCCCAGCGAACGCACACCACCUUGGAGUCAAUGCGGAGAGUCAUGGCAAGCACCAAGAACUUCGGCGAGUACCGAGAAGCGCUCCAUGCGGCCAACCCCCCCUGUAUCCCUUUCUUCGGUGUCUAUCUAACCGACCUGACCUUUAUCGAGGAUGGUAUUCCGUCCAUCAUCAAGAAGACUAACCUCAUCAACUUUGCCAAACGCGCUAAGACUGCUGAGGUCAUCCGAGACAUUCAGCAGUACCAGAACGUGGGAUACUCACUGCAGCCGGUGCCUGAGCUGCAAGACUACAUCUUGAACAACAUGCAGGCAGCUGGUGAUGUGCACGAGAUGUAUGACAAGAGUCUGCAGGUCGAGCCUCGUGAGCGAGAGGAUGAGAAGAUUGUGAGGGUUCUUGCCGAGUCUGGCUUCCUAUAA
This is a messenger RNA of Fusarium vanettenii 77-13-4, 3603 nucleotides long. RefSeq lists its product as uncharacterized. Bases 1 to 3603 code for a protein of 1200 amino acids. The record is from RefSeq and is a predicted model, not a curated record. Gene Ontology annotation, biological process: positive regulation of GTPase activity; Ras protein signal transduction. Gene Ontology annotation, cellular component: plasma membrane. The transcript has 5 exons. NCBI's taxonomy places the organism in Eukaryota, Fungi, Ascomycota, Sordariomycetes, Hypocreales, Nectriaceae. Gene Ontology annotation, molecular function: protein binding; guanyl-nucleotide exchange factor activity.